This is a messenger RNA of Gracilinanus agilis (Agile Gracile Mouse Opossum), 560 nucleotides long. It is a transcript of the gene SNU13, whose product is annotated as small nuclear ribonucleoprotein 13. Gene Ontology annotation, biological process: maturation of SSU-rRNA; mRNA splicing, via spliceosome; ribosome biogenesis. The coding region runs from base 1 to 405 and encodes 134 amino acids. The transcript has 2 exons. The record is from RefSeq and is a predicted model, not a curated record. Gene Ontology annotation, molecular function: RNA binding. Gene Ontology annotation, cellular component: precatalytic spliceosome; box C/D methylation guide snoRNP complex; small-subunit processome. NCBI's taxonomy places the organism in Eukaryota, Metazoa, Chordata, Mammalia, Didelphimorphia, Didelphidae.
AUGGGAUCUGCGCAAGCAGUGGGGCCAAAUGCACCUGCGCGUCUGGCGGUGCUUCGUGGUCAUGUGGGCUACGAGCCACGUGUCUGGAGAGCUCUCCUCCUCCUCCUCCUCCGGCUCUCUGAUGUUUCUUUUUCUUCCAUAGCCACCAAGACUCUCAACAGAGGCAUCUCCGAGUUCAUUGUGAUGGCUGCAGAUGCCGAGCCCUUGGAGAUCAUCCUCCAUCUGCCCCUGCUGUGUGAAGACAAGAACGUGCCCUACGUGUUUGUGCGCUCCAAGCAGGCACUGGGCCGGGCUUGCGGCGUCUCCAGGCCAGUCAUCGCGUGCUCCGUCACCAUCAAAGAAGGCUCUCAGCUCAAGCCUCAGAUUCAGUCCGUCCAGCAGUCAAUCGAGAGACUCUUGGUCUAAUGCAACCCCUUGGGCUCAGGGCUUUCUUUGUAGCGCUCAUCCGGGAUCGGGAACUGACCUGGGAGGGCCAGGGGUGUUGGUGGAUUGGUUAAAGGGUGCAGGUGGCCACAGACUGUUCUCAGGUGACUUUCCAAUGUUAAACGUUUUUAUUGCUA